AUGAGCAAAUUUUCUCGCAUAGCGCAAGCGAGUCAGCCAGGAGCGCCUGGCUUCCCAGGUGCUUCAGCGCCUCAAGCUCCAUACCCAGCACAGCCGCAAUAUGCUCAGCAACCCCCUCAAUUGCCUGGGUCACCAUAUAAUCAGCCUCCUGUUCCACCGAGACCGAGCCCCUCACCCCAACCGUAUCAACCACCACAGUGGCAGGCGCCUCAGCAGCAGCAGCAGCAGCAGCCAUACGGCCAGCAAUUAGGCGUUCCGCCGCAAGGAGGGGGAUAUCAGUCACCACAGCCGGCAUAUCAGUCGUACCAGUCCCAGUACCAACCACAGCAGGGUCAAUACGGCCAACAGCAAUAUCAGCAACAGCCACCCAAUAGUGGAUAUGGAUUUGGUCAGCAACCUCCCUACCCCGGCGGCCCUCAAGGUGGUCCCCCUCCACAGCAAUAUGGUGGCGGUCCUCCUCCUCCCCAGCAGCAGUACGGUGGUGGUCCCCCAGGCGGCGCUCCUGCAGCCCCAGUCGGUAAUGCCGCUGCAUACAAACAGCUCUUGCAAGCCACCAUCCAAGAGAAAGGACUCCAAAACUUUUAUCCGCCGGGAAGUCCCAUCCUCGACCAGAUCGCCAAUCGCGGUGCGCAACAAGUCGCCCAGCUGGCUGCGGCAUGGCGCAUCUCUCCAGAGAUCGCCUCUGAUAUUGUCAAGCUGGCGCUUUAUGAUGUGAUCUUGUACAUCGACGACAGCGGGUCCAUGCAGUUCGAAGAGAACGGAGAGCGCAUUGACGAUUUGAAGUUGAUAUUGUCCCGCGUCGCAUACGCUACCAGCCUUUUCGACGAAGAUGGCAUCCAAGUCCGCUUCAUGAACUCUCCGGACCAAGGUAACAACAUCCGUAGUGAACAGCAGGUUAACGAGAUGAUCGCCCGCACUCGCUUCUCCGGGUUGACACCUAUGGGUCGCGAGCUGCAAAACAAGAUUCUUGGCCCCCUUGUCCUGGAAAACGCCCGUCGUGGGACUUUGCGCAAGCCCAUCUUGGUCAUCACCAUCACCGACGGUCAACCAACUGGUGAAAGCUCAUCUGAUGUGGCCAAGAUCAUAUCUGCAGCUUCCAGCGAAUUGACCAGGAACCCUCGUUAUGGCAAAGGAGCUCUGGCAUUCCAAUUCGCCCAGGUUGGCAAUGAUCUCAAGGCAAGAGAGUUCUUGAGUAAGCUUGAUGAAGAACCUACUAUUGGUGAUAUCAUUGAUUGCACAUCAAACUACGAAGUCGAAGCCGACGAAAUGUCCCGCGCCAAUCCGCCAGUCCAGCUCUCUCCUGAACUCUGGCUUAUCAAACUCCUUCUCGGUAGUAUCGACUCGAGCUACGAUACCAAGGACGAAAAGGCCGGCUCACGACCACCACAGCAAGGCGGCUACGGCGCCCCUCCAGGACAGGGAGGUUAUGGUGGUCCUCCAGGUGGUGGAUAUGGUGGUCCUCCGGGUGGUGGAUACGGCGGCCCGCCAGGUGGCUAUGGGGGACCACAGCCAGGACAGGGUGGUUAUCCUCCUCAGCAAGGCGGGUAUGGUCAGCCUCCUCCGGGCGGAUAUGGACAACCUCCUCACGGUGGGCCACCAGGUCAGGGCGGAUAUCCUCCUCAGCAAGGUGGUUAUGGUGCGCCGCCUCCGCCUAGGUAUUAG
Cladophialophora carrionii CBS 160.54 is the source of this 1662-nucleotide messenger RNA. RefSeq lists its product as uncharacterized. The transcript is spliced from 3 exons. Lineage: Eukaryota; Fungi; Ascomycota; Eurotiomycetes; Chaetothyriales; Herpotrichiellaceae. Bases 1 to 1662 code for a protein of 553 amino acids. The record is from RefSeq and is a predicted model, not a curated record.